CUCUCUAUCUCUUCUUCUUCUCUCUCCCUCUUUCACUCAUACACACAUUUACAUACACACACACACACAAUCGCACACACUCACACACUGAAAAAACGUACCGCUGUUGCCAUGAGGUCAUUGCCUUGCGUCCUCUUGUUCCGGAGAGAGAGCGGACGCUUAUCUGGUCAAGUGGCUGCCUCCGUCAUCCCGAUAAGCGCUAUCUUUCAGGGAGAACUCCUAGCCUCUCUCGCCUCGCCCUCGCUGAACAGUCCUGCGUAAGAAUCGGCUGAACUCAGUGUUACUUCCAUAGAGGUGAAUAUCAUGUCACAGAGCGUAGUGCUUCACGCCCUUCUGAACCUCGUUUUCUCGUCAAACUUCACCCAAGACACAACGUUCCCACCAGAAACCCUGGGAGAUUGCCACGGAGUCCUAGGCUGUUUCCCCGUGGGCGUGCCGCCAUGGGUGGGUCCAGAACGCCCCGUCUCGCUGCCGCCCUCACGGAUCACGCCCACAUUCUGCUUGCACACGCCCGCGCGCCCAGACUGUCAUGUGAUAGAAGCCGAUGACUUUGUGGGAAUCUACAGCUCCGGCCUCGACGCUUCUGCGCCGCUUUAUGUCCUUACCCAUGGCUACCUGGAAUCGGCGCGACUCAGAUGGAUGCAGGAGAUGGUGACGUCGCUCCUGAGGUCCUCCCCUAAAGUGGGCGUGGUCACCGUCGACUGGGCGAGGGCAGCCCCUCCCCCUUACGCCCAAGCAGUGGCCAACAUCAGACUAGUGGGCGCUGCGACAGGCUACUUGCUCCACGUCCUGGCGGAGUUCUGUGACGUCAACCUGAGGUCAGUGCAUCUGAUUGGGCAUAGCCUGGGUGCUCACCUCAUGGGCUACGCAGGCCAAUAUGUCAAGACGGUCCGAAAUGAGAAGGUCGGCCGCAUUACGGGCCUGGACCCCGCCGGCCCGUACUUCACCAAGACGCCGCCAGAGGUCCGACUCGACCCGACAGACGCCGCCUUCGUGGACGUUAUUCACACCGACAUGCCGAGCGAAGGCUGGGAAAUAAGCAAGUUAGGCCAUCCAGAGCCGCUCGGCCACGUGGACUUCUACCCCAACGGCGGGUCGCUCCAAGCAGGCUGCCAGGGGUCCGUCCACAGCCACAUAGAAAACAACCGGAGCGUGGCGGAGGGGGUCCUCUCUUACAUAGGCUGCAACCACCAGAGAUCUCAUGAAUACUUUACCGAGUCCGUUAAUUCUAGGUGUGGCUUCCUAGGCGUCGCGUGCGAGUCCUGGGAGGCGUACCUUAACGGCUCCUGCUGGGGCUGCGCGCAGGAGCAGGAGAAGAGAGAGCGAUGCCUAACCAUGGGCUUCUCUGCCACGCCCUUGGCACUCUCCCCUCAACCUGGGACGCCUCGUCCUGGCACUCCUCAGCCAGCCGUUAAGGAAAACAGUGACAGCAGCAGUAACAUGAGGACCCCCAAUAGGACACAGGGAGAGAGCAGAGCCAAUGACUCCGCAAGUGAAGCAAGAGUGCCUCACGCGACGGAAGUGCCAGCGACAGUGCCAGAGUUCCCGGUGAAGGUGUUCCUUGGCACCGGCAGUCAGAAGCCUUUUUGUGCUGAGCAAUAUCGCAUAACAGUGAUUACGUCAUCGGCCAGCGCCAAGGCCAGCUCCGACGGCGACCUCGCCCGCUUCACCGUGGGACUGCAUGGCCGGGAGGGUGUGCAAACCCUCCCUGCGCCGGAGAGACCCACCUUCGUGGAAGCCGGCGCCCGCCUCUCCUGGGUCAGUUUCUCCCCGCCCGUCGGCCGCAUCCUGAGUCUGCGCGUUUUCUACGAGGAAGAAAACGGAGUGCUGCACUCGCUCAUCUGGAGGUUCAGCAAGCCGCACCUCUUCGUCGAGGCGUUCACUGUCGAGGAGCUGUCGACAGGAACGGUAACCCGCUUCCCCGUCUGCGGCGAGAGGAUGGAGGCGGGGCGCUCACACACCCUCUACCCCGACCGCCAGUGCCCGCCAGCGUCGCUUGCUCGAGAAGAGGAGGCAAACAUGUAGCGCAAAUCACCAUCAUAAUCACCAAAUCUUUCUCUCUCUCUCUCUACACUCACACAUAUUAUUUACACAUAUAUAUGUGUGAACAUGUGUGUGUGUGUGUGUGU
Messenger RNA from Penaeus monodon (black tiger shrimp), 2129 nucleotides. Its product is annotated as pancreatic triacylglycerol lipase-like. The record is from RefSeq and is a predicted model, not a curated record. The coding region runs from base 304 to 2025 and encodes 573 amino acids. Gene Ontology annotation, molecular function: carboxylic ester hydrolase activity; lipase activity. Lineage: Eukaryota; Metazoa; Arthropoda; Malacostraca; Decapoda; Penaeidae. The transcript is spliced from 12 exons. Gene Ontology annotation, biological process: lipid metabolic process.